CUCGUUUUGCUCUCGCUUUAAACCUCGACUUCCUUAGUAACAUUUACAUUGUGACGUCACGUUGCUAAUCAGCCUGUCAGAGGCUCCCGACGGGAGUUAAAUAACACGUGUUUUGAGAAGGCGAGGGUUUACAUUUGAAGUGCAAGGAUGACUUCCACUGAAAAUAAAGAAAUGGCGCCCGGAGACAGAACCCGAAAUCAUAUGUACAACAUCAUAGAUUCCCAAGAGUCCUGGAAAGGAAGGAUGUUAUUUACUGGCCCCGAUUGGAUUCGUCAACACCGUGUAACUGUCGAACCCGAGCACCGGCACAUCGGGAUCGGUACCAUGUCUAGGGAGGGGACAAGCGAAGCUGACUAUAUAUGGCGACCCGCCACCGCCACUCCCUUUCCACGACCCAGGACCUGCAAUGUGGGCGAGAUCGGCUGGCAGGUGCCCCAGAGCACGGACUGGUCCGUGCCUGCCACGGGACAACAGAUCAUGGUAGGAGAAUUCCGACAGGAGCUGGAAAACAGACACUCACAUCUCUAUCAAAAUCCGUGGUACCCCGGUCCUUCAGAAGCACUUGUACCAGAUUCUGACGCUUCCAUGGUGAUGAACGUGUAUCGCCCACACACUGCCCCUGUGCAUGCACAAACAGGUAGUAGUCGACCUCUUUCCCAGUCCAGGCGCACCAGGCUAGCACCAAGGCCCACGCACAUCACGGACUUUUACUCCUCUCCCCCUUUUCACGAACACCACGGUCUAAGUGAUCGAGAUUCAACAUCCACAGACACCAUGCAGAACUAUGCUUAUUGAUGGAGCAAAUUAAUAGAAUAUGUCUGCUGAACUAGAUCCGCCCGCCAGUUUUCCCCGGGCUGUGCAAUACGGAGCUCACACACCGCUACAGUAUUAGAAGUCCUUACCUUGCACGAGACCUUAAUGUUGUUGUUUUUUAAAUUUUGUAAAUUGUUAUUCACAUCGAAUGUUGCUAGUUACGCUUUUACUACAAAUGUGUUUUUUUGUCAUUGCUUUUUAGUCAUAAUUUAUAUUUAUGUAUUUACAUGCAUUUUAAAAAUAAAGUUGUUUUAUAUUUUCCAAA
Ostrea edulis (European flat oyster) is the source of this 1078-nucleotide messenger RNA. RefSeq lists its product as uncharacterized. The coding region runs from base 148 to 795 and encodes 215 amino acids. The record is from RefSeq and is a predicted model, not a curated record. The transcript is spliced from 6 exons. Lineage: Eukaryota; Metazoa; Mollusca; Bivalvia; Ostreida; Ostreidae.